Malassezia restricta is the source of this 1941-nucleotide messenger RNA. Its product is annotated as zinc finger protein, C2H2 type. Bases 1 to 1941 code for a protein of 646 amino acids. Lineage: Eukaryota; Fungi; Basidiomycota; Malasseziomycetes; Malasseziales; Malasseziaceae. The record is from RefSeq and is a predicted model, not a curated record. The transcript has a single exon.
AUGCAAGCGGGUGAUUUCAUCUUGUAUGACGACCAAGAAAGAGAUGUGAACUACCCUAUUGCGUCACCAUUCAGCAGGCCUUCAUUCCAGCAGCAUCGGGGGCAGCUGGCAGAUACAUCGCCCUUAUUUGAAGAGGCGCAAUUUUAUGCGCCUAAUGAUCCAACCCAGUCCCAAAGCUCCUCCGAAAAUGUGUCGCGCGUGUCACCAGUGACCUUGGAAAAUGUAUCGCCUGAUGCUACACCGCCGAAACAGCCUUCUAGCGGUACACUCGGUACACCGUUGGAUCUUCUAUCACUUCAUGGAUCAACAGAUGCAUACCAGCGGACAACACCAAAAAUGGCACCUUUAUUUCCACGUUUGCCGCAGGAGAACCAAGCAUCACCGACUGCGUCCAUGUCACAGCAACCGCCUCAAAAUAAUGACAUGAAUGCAGCUACAGCUUCUUUGCUUUUUAAAUCUCCAGAAAACGACACUCAUUCCAACAUGCAGCUCUGGCGCUCGUACUGGAGCACACACGGAGGUAAUGCGCCCGUGCCAUCUAUGAUCAUGCAUCCAGACAUGUUGCGUUCGACGAACGAGGCGAUGGGUCUGCAGCGUGCUCAGCCCAACGACAAGCUUACUGUAUCUCCACGCGAUUUACAUCUUGACUACAAUGAGGCAACGACGCCGCCUGCGAAACUCAAAGAGCCGCCUGCUUUGGUCGAUACUGCUCCUUUGUUCCCAGCAGCACCUACGACCGAAGACAGUCUUUGGAAAGCUCCCUAUGGUGCAUCAUCCGGCAUUGAAACUGGCUCGAGUACAGAAGAGGAAGAUGAUGAGGAUGAAAAGCCGUUAGUCAAUGGCGCAAGUCUUGGAACCACUGUACCAAAUGAGCAGCUGCUCCAGCAAUGGAGCCAAGCCAUGUUUGGCAGCGUCCCGACAGAUGAAACGAUGCAGACUCAACCUUUUCGUGAUUCGGAGUCAGUGUGGCCCUCUGUCGGUCCUGUCUUUUCUACGGUGUCGACCUCGAGCGAGUCAGAAGAUGACUCGGAGCGCGUCCACAAAACACCGCAAACAUCGAGAUUUUCUUCAUAUACCCCUCAUCAAGCAAUGUAUCGUGAUGGAUCAGGUGCUAUGGGUGCUUAUGGCUUUAUGCCCGCGAGUAGCCAAGGCAGUGCUAUGAGUACAAAUAUGAGCACUGACAGCGAAUCAAGGCGCAGCUCGGCCGUAUCUAUGAGCAUAUCUGAGAGUGAGGCAGGCGGACAGGAUGCGACGGGUAAUAGGAGUCCCUCCAUUCGGCGCGCAGCACAGGUGGUGGACCCCACCACCGAUGCACAGCCUUCUCCAUCGUCACCUGCGCAGCCUGCCAUUCGACCGCGUCGUUCAUCUAGUCGCAAUCGUCGACAGGAAGAAAUGGAAGCCUCGUCUGCUACCAUGGGUCCACCCUCUUCUGAAUCUUCUAGCCAGGACGGCGAAGGAGACGGCGACUCGGACUAUGAGCAGACGCAUCAUGUUGCACAGCCUGUUUCGCGUUCAGUGCCGCGACGCGGACGUCCUCCACGCACCAUUUCUGGUCAUAACAAGACACAUGGUUCGGGGUCGCACCACUCACUAAGCACUUCGCCAACUUCGCAUGGAUUGCCUCGUCGGAAUGCGUCACCUCCUGCUUCAGGCUCCGUCAUUCGUUGUGAGUAUGUAUCUCCCGUGACGCGCCAAAUGUGCGGUACCGUUUUCCAUCGCAUGUACGACCUUGCACGUCACCGCAUCACGCUCCAUGUACGUGAAGAAGCACAGCUCGUGAAAGAGGGGGUGCUCAAAGUAGACCAGUGUGUUGUCCUUGGUAAGGAAGUCGAUGUCGAGAAGGCCCUUUCUGACCUUGAGUGGACAUGCCGCAUUUGUGGUGCAAGCUUUUCUCGAAAGGACGCCAUGCUUCGUCAUGAACGUCUACGACACCAUGCUUAG